GAAUCAGCUGAGAUCUACAAUUCAGACCAGCGCAGCUGUUUAUCACGGAUCAACAUCAAAUAUAAAAUGGCCCAGGGAAGUUCAGAAACCUCGAAUCAAACCAACAGAGGAAGAGAGGCACAUGAUCCAACUAUAAUGGACUUGGGAAGUUUAGAAACCUCGGAUCAAACUGAAAGAGCAAGACAGGCCCCUGAUUCAAGAUACGCUGCUGAAAUCGAAGAACUGAGAAAGAAGGUCGUUACUUUACUACAAUGCGUGUCAAUACAGGAAGAAGCAGGAAACUAUUGGAGGGACCUUGGAGCAGUUCUUGAAAUACCAGAAAGCGAGAUUCGCAAUAUAGAAACAGAUCAUCAACGCGCAAGAGAUAGAGGAUUUGCCGUACUUCAAUCAUGGAGGGAUAGGAAAGGGUGUGACGCAACUGUGGGAUGUCUUUUCGACGCCUUUAAAGAUAUUGGUAAAAAAUGGAGUGCAGAAAAAUUGUUGGAGGUAUGUCGAGCCAAGCGGUAGGACAAUCCCUGUGUGCUGUGCGAAAGAAGCAACGAAGUGAAGAGCUCAAAGGAGUCGAAGAAAGAAAUGUUACUAUGAAUAAAAAUCUGAUGAAUAUAACAGUUGUUUAAAAAAAAGACUUGGCAAUGCCCUAGUUUGGGCGGGUUUAUAUUAUUAU
Stylophora pistillata is the source of this 664-nucleotide messenger RNA. RefSeq names its product THO complex subunit 1. Gene Ontology annotation, molecular function: protein binding. The record is from RefSeq and is a predicted model, not a curated record. Lineage: Eukaryota; Metazoa; Cnidaria; Anthozoa; Scleractinia; Pocilloporidae. Gene Ontology annotation, biological process: signal transduction.